This is a messenger RNA of Leptosia nina, 972 nucleotides long. The record is from the annotation of a GenBank genome assembly. Lineage: Eukaryota; Metazoa; Arthropoda; Insecta; Lepidoptera; Pieridae.
AUGAAGAAUAUUUUAAUUAUUUUGACUGUCGCGACGGUCGCUUGCGGUGUUCAAUACAAUGGAUUGAGAGUGAAAUUCGGAUGGUCAGACGCAUUAAUCGACAAAGAGUAUUUCUACAACAUCCCCCGGACAAUACAGCAAGCGGAGAAAGGGGGUUGGCGUAGGACCGAGAGACCACCAGGUCCUUUACCAGAGCUGAGGCUGUACUGUCCUCAGGGCAGAUAUGUGUGUCCGCUCUUCGACACCGCCGGCUUCGUUGCGGGCUUGCAAAUUGCUCUUCCUACCGACGAGUUCGAUUCUCCAACAAUCAAACCUGAAAAGAGAUUGGUGAAAUGGCGAGUCCCAGCAUCAGAUGUUGGGCCAGCCAGAGACUACUGGACUGCAACUCUUUAUUAUGUAUCUGAAGAAUCUCUUAAGGCCGGUGCUGGACCUACAGUUGAAAAUGGUGCUACUUUACAAGACGGUGGUGUCUGGGUUAGCGAUCUCGAAGGACAACUCAUUAGGAUCCCGAGCACUGAAGCCGAACUGAAUACUACCUUAUUCAAGAAACAAAACUGCAUUCCCAACAUGGGUACCCACUACCACUGGAAUAUGACCCGGGAGAAGAGCUGCGAUGCAAUAUUGCCAUGGUUCGCCCUGACUAGCAACGCGGAUCUCAUCGGUGUUGGUUUCCAAUUCUUCGGAUCACUUGCUCCCACGCCACCUGGCAAACGUGACUGGUUCGAACGGUACUCCAGCAAGAAUCCUGAUUCUUACAAGACUGUGAUCCCAUUCGCCCCGGAUUGUUUCCUAAACUACGCAUCGAAGUACGAAGCUAUCGGUCUCCAUGUCUACUUCAUUGAUGACCCCUGGAACAUUAAAUGCGAGCCCGGAGACUCCAUACAACCAGCAGCGGUCAUGGAACGAGUAAAACUCAAUGGUUACAGAUAUGCAAACAAAAUGUACGAUGAAAUCAAGAGCAUUUUCACAUGA